GCAAUAUUUCAGAUGGUUGAUCGCCGUCGUGAGUUGAAUUCACGUUUAACCCAAAUCGAAGAUACUCCAUCGGGCCAGUUAAUUGAAAGUGAUAAUAAUCUUGAAAGUACUUCGUCAACUUCAUCUCAGUUGCAGUUGCCAGCGAAUCCUGUGAAAGGAAAGGAAAGACGACCGAACUGUCAACGAUGUGCUCAGCACUCCGUUCAAGCACGUUUAAAGGGUCAUAAACGAUGCUGUCCUUUCCGCGAUUGCCCUUGUGCCAAGUGCCAGGUUGUUCAAGAACGACAAAAAUUGAUGGCUGAUCAGGUAGUUUCAGAAUCAUCAAAUUUGAGCCACUGCUAA
Molecule: messenger RNA, 342 nt
Organism: Anisakis simplex (herring worm)
Lineage: Eukaryota; Metazoa; Nematoda; Chromadorea; Rhabditida; Anisakidae
Source: the annotation of a GenBank genome assembly